Messenger RNA from Chanos chanos (milkfish), 2684 nucleotides. It is a transcript of the gene hspa12b, whose product is annotated as heat shock protein 12B. The record is from RefSeq and is a predicted model, not a curated record. The transcript has 13 exons. Bases 402 to 2471 code for a protein of 689 amino acids. NCBI's taxonomy places the organism in Eukaryota, Metazoa, Chordata, Actinopteri, Gonorynchiformes, Chanidae.
UUUGUGUCUAUCACCCUUUUCCUCCCUGACAUUCCAGCUCAGUUGAGGGAUUGACUGCUUGGAUACGGACACAGGAGGGAGCAUUUGGAAAGUUGAAGGGAAUUUUGUUUGGGAUUUUGGAAAAGAGUUCUGAGGGUUGCCGUAACUUUUUCCCCCCUCCCUUGUUCUUUCCCAGUUUUACUUACGUUCUCUGACUUGCCAUUUCUUUUGUCUGUGCUGUUAACAUUCCGGCCGGGAAUUUCAUCAUUCCAAACUCUUUGAUAGCUGCUGAAGCAUCGUCAGUGCUACUCCGAAUCAUUUCCUUGUCUCGGACUUUUAAACAGUGGGAAUACCUGUGACAAGACAAAAACAGAACACAGUUUCAGAAACAACUGGGCUGCCAAGGCCCUGUUAGCAGUACAAUGGCAGCCCUCUUACAUUCCAGCACCAACAACCUGCAGGUCCCAGGUGAGAGCAGAUCAUUAUCGACGUCUCCCUCUGGUUCUCCCUCACCCUCCAGAAACGAAUGCAGUAUUGCUCCUCUCACCCCAUCCCCUUCUCCGAGGGCGGAAGCGAGACCUCGUGUAGCUUGUCCAUUCUCAGUGGUAGUGGCCAUCGACUUUGGCACCACAUCAAGCGGAUAUGCCUUCAGCUUCACAGAGGAUCCAGAGGCUAUCCACAUGAUGAGGCGAUGGGAGGGUGGAGAUCCCGGCAUGGCCAAUCAGAAGAGCCCGACUUGCCUGCUGCUCACCCCUGACCUCCGAUUCCACAGCUUCGGCUUCGCGGCGCGAGACAGCUAUCACGACCUCGACCCAGAGGAAGCGCCGCAUUGGCUGUACUUCGAUAAAUUUAAGAUGAAAAUUCACAGCGCCAGUGACCUCACCAUGGAAACGGAGUUGGAGGCAGUGAGCGGACGAAAAGUUCGGGCCAUUGAAGUGUUUGCGCACGCCUUGAGGUUCUUCAGAGAACACGCCUUAAAGGAAGUGAAAGACCAGUCGUCAUCAGUGCUCGAGGGCGAUCAGGUGCGAUGGGUCAUUACUGUCCCAGCCGUGUGGAGACAACCAGCCAAGCAGUUCAUGAGAGAGGCAGCCUACCUGGCGGGGUUGGUCACUCCUGACUCUCCAGAUCAGCUUCUCAUUGCUCUUGAACCAGAGGCUGCUUCGAUUUACUGUAGGAAACUCCGCCUACAUCAGAUGAUUGACCUCAGUCAGCGACCAAUGGCCAAUGGAAUGGAUGUAGAUGGGUCCCGCCCAUUUGACUCCAGCUUUAGGCAAGCUCGCGAACAGCUUCGUAGAGCGAGACACAGCCGGACGUUCCUGGUCGAGAGCGGCACGGGGGAACUCUGGUCUGAGAUGAAGACAGGUGACCGGUACAUUGUGGCAGAUUGCGGAGGCGGUACAGUGGAUUUGACGGUGCAUCAGAUAGAGCAGCCGCAGGGCACGCUGAAGGAACUCUACAAAGCCUCGGGGGGUCCUUACGGAGCAGUGGGGGUGGACAUGGCCUUUGAGGCGAUGCUGUGUCAGAUUUUUGGGUCGGACUUCAUCGAGAGCUUUAAGGCCAAGCGCCCGGCGGCUUGGGUGGACCUGACCAUCGCUUUCGAGGCAAGGAAGAGGACGGCGUCGCCGGGCCGGGCCAGCUCCCUCAACAUCUCGCUACCCUUCUCCUUCAUCGACUUCUACAAAAGAUACCGAGGGCAGAGUGUGGAAACGGCCUUACGCAAGAGCAACACUAACAUAGUGAAGUGGUCAUCGCAGGGGAUGUUGAGACUGACUGCAGAUGCUAUGAACGAACUCUUCCAACCAACCAUCAACAACAUCAUCAAACAUAUCGAGGACCUGAUGCAGAAACCAGAAGUUCAGGGCGUUCGUUUCCUCUUUCUGGUGGGUGGUUUCGCCGAAUCGCCCAUGCUUCAACGGGCGGCCCAUAAUGCACUGGGGCGAACCUGCCGCAUCAUUAUCCCCCAGGACGUGGGACUGACCAUCCUGAAGGGGGCGGUGUUGUUCGGCCUGGACCCCACAGUGGUGCGGGUGCGACGCUGCCCUCUGACCUACGGGGUGGGCGUGCUGAACCGUUUCGUGGAGGGCCGACACCCGCCCGAGAAACUGCUCGUCAAAGACGGCCGCGAGUGGUGCACCGACAUCCUGGACCGUUUCGUGUCCGUCGACCAAUCGGUGGCCUUGGGGGAGGUGGUGAGGCGGAGCUACACGCCAGCGAGGGUGGGGCAAAGGAAGAUCAUCAUCAAUAUUUACUGCAGCGACACUGAUGACGUGGUCUACAUCACCGACCCGGGGGUGAGAAAAUGCGGGGCCAUCACUCUGGACCUGACGGAACCGGGGGCCGUUGGAGGCAGCGUCAACGGCAACGGCUCGGUCGCCGACCGCAGGGAGAUCCGAACCACCAUGCAGUUCGGCGACACCGAGAUCAAGGUGACGGCCGUCGACGUGGCAACCGGCCGGUCGGUGCGUGCGUCCAUUGACUUCCUGUCCAACUGAACUGUUCGUGUCGCUAACGCAACGCUCCACAGAGGAAGAGAGGGACCCCCCCCCCCUGUUAAAAUUAUGGGAUCGUGAAAGGAAACUAAAUUGGAGAGGAAAGGACAAACUGAACUGAGAGUCUGAAAUAUUAAAUUGUAUUUAGUAUGAACAGGGUUAGUAAGCCUAUUACGUUAGGCAGCGCUGAGAUAUUUGAUUAUUAUUACUGUUAUU